CCCAAACUGGAAGCACCAAGCACCCGCCUGGCCCAUCUCCUGGUCCCCGACCUCGCCUCCAGUUCCACUCUCGCCGCGGCGGCGGCCGCCGCCCCACCCCUACCCCUACACCAUGUACGGCGUCGGCGGCGGUGGGGGCGGCUUCAACGCGCCCUCCACCACUGCCGGUCGGCGCCGCAACCCGGGCGACGAGGAGGAGGACGAGGAGGAGGAGGGCGGUGAGGGCCGCGUCCUGGAGGCGUGGGAGCGCGCGUACGCGGACGAACGGUCGUGGGAGUCACUGCAGGAGGAUGAGUCGGGCCUCCUCCAUCCCAUCGACACCAAGGCCCUCGUACACUCGCAGUACCGCCGUCGCCUCCUACUCCGCUCCGCCGCGGCAGCCGCUGCCCGCAUCCAAAAGGGGCUCAUCCGCUACCUCUACAUCGUCAUAGACCUCUCCCGGGCGGCUUCAGAGAUGGAUUAUCGUCCUAGUCGAAUGGCAGUUGUUGCAAAACAUGCUGAGGCUUUCAUAAGAGAAUUCUUUGACCAGAAUCCGUUGAGCCAUGUUGGCCUAGUGACAAUUAAAGAUGGUAUUGCCCAUCGACUUACAGAAAUUGGAGGGAGCCCAGAGUCACAGAUUAAGGCUUUGAUGGGGAAGCUUGAGUGUUCCGGUGAUUCAUCCCUGCAGAAUGCUCUAGAACUUGUUCAUGGUUAUUUAGAUCAAGUACCAUCAUAUGGUCACAAGGAAGUUCUGAUUUUAUACUCUGCCCUGAAUACAUUUGAUCCUGGUGAUAUCAUGGAGACAAUAACAAAAUGUAAGAAGUCAAAAAUUAGAUGCUCUGUCAUUGGUCUUGCUGCAGAGAUCUUCAUUUGCAAACAUCUAUGUGAAGAGACUGGUGGAUCCUACACAGUUGCGCUGGAUGAGUCUCAUUUCAAAGAGUUGUUACUGGAACAUGCUCCCCCACCUCCAGCAAUAGCAGAAUAUGCUGCAGCUAAUUUGAUUAAGAUGGGCUUUCCACAAAGGGGUGCUGAGGAUCUUAUAUCUAUUUGCUCUUGUCACAAGAAGAUAAAGUCUGGGGCUGAAGGUUACAUAUGUCCUAGAUGCAAAGUUAAUGUGUGUGAGCUUCCAACUGAAUGUCGAACUUGUGGUCUUACACUAGUUAGUUCUCCACACUUGGCAAGGUCAUAUCAUCAUCUCUUCCCUGUAGCACCGUUCGAUGAGGUCACCCCUGUUCCAAAUAGAAUCCAAAGGGGAGGACAGAUCUGUUUCAGCUGCCAGCAGAGCCUUUUUAACCCAGAUGGCCAAUCUAACCUCCAUGUUCGCUGCCCAAAAUGCAACCAGCACUUCUGCCUUGAUUGUGAUAUUUACAUCCACGAGAGCUUGCACAACUGCCCUGGCUGUGAGAGCCAACGCAACAUCACUUUAUAGAGACAUUGUGUGCAUUAUUCAGGUCAUACGUUAAGCUUUCUCCUACACUGUAACCGGCAGCAAAGUUGUUUCAUGAUCAGACAAUGUACAGAUAAUAUAAUGCCCGGCAUCCUUUUAUUGACAGUUCCUGUUAGAUUGAGUAGCUAGUUGAGCUAUUGAUACCUCGUCAGAGGCCAAUGAGUCGAUAGUUUUAACAUUGUGCCGAGAAGAGAUGCUGAAAGUGUAUAAACAUGACAGACUUGAUUCUUGCUGUUUUUUUUUCCUGAAGCAAGACGAUAUUUUUAUUCAGUUUCA
Sorghum bicolor (sorghum) is the source of this 1702-nucleotide messenger RNA. RefSeq names its product general transcription factor IIH subunit 2. The record is from RefSeq and is a predicted model, not a curated record. Gene Ontology annotation, cellular component: transcription factor TFIIH core complex; transcription factor TFIIH holo complex. Lineage: Eukaryota; Viridiplantae; Streptophyta; Magnoliopsida; Poales; Poaceae. The transcript has 4 exons. Gene Ontology annotation, molecular function: zinc ion binding. The coding region runs from base 113 to 1408 and encodes 431 amino acids. Gene Ontology annotation, biological process: regulation of transcription by RNA polymerase II; nucleotide-excision repair; DNA-templated transcription.